Molecule: messenger RNA, 1128 nt
Organism: Camellia sinensis
Lineage: Eukaryota; Viridiplantae; Streptophyta; Magnoliopsida; Ericales; Theaceae
Source: RefSeq, a predicted model, not a curated record
AUGGUCUCAAACAAGCUCCCCUGGCAUGGUAUUCCACCUUUUCUACCUUCUUACUUUCCCAAGGGGUUUGUCAAUAGUAAAUGUGAUUCCUCCCUCUUCAUUCACAGAACUUCUACCUCAGUUACGUACUUACUCAUCUAUGUUGAUGACAUCUUACUUACUGGAAAUAAUUUUGUCCAUAUUCAGCAACUUAUCACUCAUAUGCAUAAUGCCUUUUCUAUGAAGGAAUUAGGGAACAUUUCCUAUUUUCUUGGUAUCUCUGUUCAGUCUACCAAUCCCGGUUAUUUUUUGUCUCAGCAAAAAUAUGCCAAGGACAUCCUCUUGAAAGCCGGUCUUUCUGCUUGUAAACCUUGUUCAUCUCCUAUAUCUGUCAAGCCUCACACUCCUCCAAAUGCUUCUCUUCCAUUUGAUAACCCUGCUCUUUAUCGGAGUCUUGUUGGAGCCUUACAAUAUCUUACCAUCACUCGACCUGAUCUCUCUUUGGCUGUUAAUCAAGCAUGUCAGCACAUGCAUGCUCCUACAGUGGGUCACUUUGCUGCAGUUAAAAGGAUUCUGAGAUUUGUGCAGGGUACUCUCUCUCAUGGGUUGUACUAUACUCCCAGUUCUUUUGAUCUUCAUGGUUUUUCAGAUGCCAAUUGGGCUGGUGAUAUUCAUGAUAGAAAAUCUAUCUCCGGUUAUUGUGUGUUUUUGGGAGAUAAUCUAGUGUCUUGGUCUGCCAAGAAACAGGCCACUGUAUCCCGCUCAUCAACCGAGGCAGAGUAUCGUGCUUUAGCACAUACUGCUGCUGAGCUUAGUUGGAUUAUAAUGUUGCUCACUGAAAUGGGUAUCUCUUCUCCAACCAUACCUGUGCUUUGGUGUGAUAAUCUGUCUGCCAUGGCUUUGGCUUCCAAUCCCGUAUUUCAUUCUCGCUCAAAGCAUAUCGAAAUCGAUUGUCAUUUUGUGCGCGAUAAAAUUUUGGCUAAGCAGUUUGUUGUCCAAUACAUUCCUACUGUUGAUCAACUAGCUGAUUUGUUUACCAAGCCCUUGUCUGUUUCAAGAUUUCAGUACCUCAAGGACAAGCUAAUGGUCUUUGAGCAGCCCAUCAGCUUGCAGGGGACUGUUGAGACUACUAAGCCAACUGUCAACUGA